AACAAAAUCAGUUGGCUGUGCCGCAGCCGUCAGUUCGGCUCAAAGAAGCAAGCAAAGAGAAAAGGAAACCCUAUCUGAAUGAAAAGUGAAAAGCGAGUGUCUUAGGUGCGUCGAGUGCGAAAUUUCUAUACUAUUAUGGAUUUAUGUCUUCGGGGCUCACAGAUAAACCUCGCCGCUAGACAAAAAACGAAGCCCAAGUACAAUAGCCGCUCCCUGACCACACUCCAUAGCUCGACUCAACAUUUUCGUCCACGUUCGGCCAACUUUCUACAGCAACGCAGUCGCUCCUCGCCCUUCCUGGGACGACCACAGUCGGCGGAUCCCAAGUUUGGCCGCAAGUUAAGCGUUUACUUUGGUGACAAGGAGCUAAGGCAUAAUAAGCAUCCUCAAGUGUCUUCCACUGAUCUACUCAAAUCGCUGUUGGAGGAGCCCAUCAAGCGCAGCUGGUUGUGCCGUAGUACCUGCAACUCUUCCAACUCAACGGACGAGCAGUCGGAUUUCUCACAGAAGUCUCCGCACAGCAGCGAAGGUGAGCAGUUGGAACGUUUUCUGGUCAGCAUGCCUGGCACGGACAAAGCCAAAUCCUAUGCUUCCAAUUGGUCACCCGGCAGUCAGAGCCUGAGCAAUGCGACGCUAUUGCAGAAGAGCGCUAAGCCGGAUCUGCCGGGUCGCGUAUCGUUCAGCAAGCCGAACAGUGGCCAGCACAAUGAUGUGGACUCUAGUGACUGCGACAAUGACAAGCAGGAGAUUCGCGCCAGCAGCAGCAGCAUCAGCAUCUCAGCACCGGGUCCUUUAACACUGCCCAACUUUACCUAUAAUGGGAAUGCCAAUAAAUUGGAGCCGGGCGAUGCCACUGGACAAAAGAAAUCCGUACACUUUGGCACUCCAGCUGCGGGCAGCGGCAGUGCCGAGGUGUUAGCUGAGACCUACGAGUAUCCCAAAUGCCCUUCGGAGAACUGCACCUGCAGCACGCGCUCCUCCUCCACGGCCAGCACCAAUGAAGCUACUGCUGACAUCAAAUGCGCAUGCGAUGCGCCCAGUUGUCGCUAUGCGGAGACCAAAGUGCAGUUGCCGCCACCUUCACUUCCAAUGGCCCUGCCCAAGUCCGGGACGCCGGAGCUGAAUGUCAUCAGAGAGUAUAAGCAGGUGGUAGGUGUGGCUCUGGAUAAAGGCGUGAAGCCGCUAGAGCCACUUAAUAACAUGGAACUGCCUAACUAUUUGGAUAAGUAUGCAACGCAGGCCAAGGACAAGCAGAACAAUUUAUCUGAGAAGAAUCUUAGCCCAGUCAAUGGCAGCAACAACAACAACAACAGCAACACAAACCAUACCCAGAGUGACAGUGGGACCACCAAUCGUUCGGCUGUGCAACGCAAUUUUGGCGCUGAGAAUAAUUUUCUGCCCAUUGUCCAGGAGGAUCGCAGACAUUUUGGCAACAGCAGCUCCGAUUCCGUCAUUAGCAACUAUCUGAAGAUCGCUGCCACUCCCCCAUUUGUGGGCAAAAAGAAGGAGAAUGUGAAGCCAGCCAGUGCAGAGCUCACCAGCAGAAACAACAAGUCCAAAUUGUUUGCCAAAAGCUCAACAAUUGGUUCCGCCGCCAAGCUGAAGAAAGCCGUCAGUGUGGGCAGUCUGCGAGAGGAGCGAAAGCUGAGCGAAUACAAUCUGGACAAGGUGGACAGCUGGAUGAGCAUCCAUGAGCAGAAGCAGGCGCUGGCACAGUUCGAGGAGUUGCACAAACAGGGCGUGGACGAGCUGGACGAGGGCAAUGACAAUGAGAGCGUCUCGCAGUUGUCGCUCAAAUCGAACGAGGAUUCCCGAGGCUCGACCUACGAUGAGAUUGUGUCGGUUAUCAAGGAGAUUGAGGAGGAUAAGAAACGGGACAACUUUGCCGAACGUUUGCCCAGCGAGCUGAACCUGAAGCUAUCCAGCUCAAGGGCCGACACAGCGGAUUCGGUUAGCCAAAAUGAGGACAAGAUGCCCGAAAGUGGCGACAAGUACAAAGACAUUUUGGCAUAUUUGAAUAAUGUGGAGAGCAGCUGUGACAAAACGCUGAUGGAAACCCGUCGCUCUAUGCCGGACAGCAAUCGCUCCGAGGUGGAGUUUGUCGUCGAGCCCGACGUGACCGAUGAGGUGCCCAAACUCUCGGAGCUGCUGAUGAUUCCCAAUCAUCAGCUGGCUAGACGUGUUAUUGCGCUCAGCUUGCGUGCCAACGAGCUGGCCAAUGCCAUUCAUCUCUCCAAGGAGCAUGUCAUUCAGCUGCGCGGCGAGAAGCAGAAGGCACUGCGUGCCGAGAAGUCGAACAGUGCGACGAAAAUGCGUGACCAGAAGAAACACUACGAGGAGGUUGUGACGCGCCAUCAGGGCUUCAUUGAGCAGCUGCUCAAGGAUAAGGGCUCGCUCUGUGAGAAGGUGGCUGCAUUGACACGUCGCCUGGAGAGUCAGAACCAAGCCUGGGAGCAUCGACUGGAAACCGAACUAGCUCGCACCAAGGAGACAACGCUUGCGGGCGAAAAGAUACGACGAGAGCGUUGGGUGCGAGAGAAUACCAAAAAAAUUAAGGAACUCACAGUCAAAGGCCUGGAGGCGGAGAUCAAUAAAAUGAAUUGCGAUCAUCAGCGCGAGGUGACGGAGUUGAAGCGUUCGCAUCAGAUGCAAUUGCUGGAUGCAUUGGAGGAGGCGCGCCUUAAGCACGAACAAAUCGAGCACGGGAUACGCGAAAGUUGCGCCCAAGAUCGUGAGAGCAUAAUUGAGAAGGAACGCACAGCCAUACGAGAGCGUCUUGAACGUCAGCUGGAGGAAGACCAGAAAACCCAGGCCGAGUUGCGACAAAAGCUCGCCGAUGAUUUUGCUGCAGAACGUGAACGUCUGCAAGCGGAGCUGCGGCAAAAGGAAUGUGACUACCUAGCUAAGCGGCAGGAGGCACAGCGGGAGCACGACAACGACCUCGAGCAGGCCAAGUUUGAAAUGCAGGAAAAGAUGGCCAAGCAGGAGGAGAAGUAUCAGAAUCGCAUCAACACCGUCGAACAGCAAUACCUAGCUGACUUUGAGCUGUGGAAAACAGAAUACGAGAACAAAUCGAAGGUGACCCAGGCUGAGAAGGAGAAUGCCAUAAGGCAACACUAUAGAGCCGAGCGAGAUCGGCAGCUUGACGAGUUGGUGGUGCGCAUGGAAGCGGAUGCACUGCAAAGCGGCGAGGAGCACGAGCAAAAAAUUCUGCGCCUCAAGGAGAAGUACGAGAAGGAUUUGCUAUUGGCUGAGAAUGUGGAAAAGUCCCUGAGGGAAAAGUAUGCCGAGACGCGUGGUAAGUUGGCCGAAGCUGAUGCCCAGGUGCGCAAUAGCCAGGCAGAGGUAAAGCAGCUCCAGCUGGAGCUUAGCCAUAGCAAAAAAAUGUGCGGUGACUUCAUCAACGAGCGGGACAAGCUCCGGGACAAUCUUAACGCGGACAUACAGAGCGAACUGGCCGUGCUCAACGAGCGCCACAAACAGGAAAUGGAACAGCUGCAGAAACGAGUACAUCAGACAAUACAGCGACAGGAAGAGACCAUCGAGGUGCUAAAGGGCGACAAUGAUCAACUGCGACAACAGUGCCUCAAAUUGAAUGCGGUCAUACGACAACAGCGCAAAGAUUAUUGUGUUAAGUAGUUAGGGCUUAUAAAAAUUAAUAAUAAAUAUAUAUCAAGACCUAUAUGAACUGCUCUUCC
Messenger RNA from Drosophila hydei, 3698 nucleotides. RefSeq names its product centrosomal protein of 131 kDa (gene dila). The transcript is spliced from 9 exons. Bases 136 to 3639 code for a protein of 1167 amino acids. NCBI's taxonomy places the organism in Eukaryota, Metazoa, Arthropoda, Insecta, Diptera, Drosophilidae. Gene Ontology annotation, cellular component: centriolar satellite. The record is from RefSeq and is a predicted model, not a curated record. Gene Ontology annotation, biological process: cilium assembly; regulation of centrosome duplication; intraciliary transport involved in cilium assembly.